Molecule: messenger RNA, 4935 nt
Organism: Carassius gibelio (silver crucian carp)
Lineage: Eukaryota; Metazoa; Chordata; Actinopteri; Cypriniformes; Cyprinidae
Product: homeobox protein aristaless-like 4
Exons: 4
Coding region: 163-1437 (424 amino acids)
Biological process (GO): regulation of transcription by RNA polymerase II
Molecular function (GO): DNA-binding transcription activator activity, RNA polymerase II-specific; RNA polymerase II transcription regulatory region sequence-specific DNA binding
Source: RefSeq, a predicted model, not a curated record
UAGUGGUCUACACCGAGGAGAUCUGGGCUGCAUCUUCAGAAGACGCAUUUUUCGUUACUCCUCUAACCUUAAGGGGGCUUUUUAGCUUUUGGUUAGCUCUCCGUUUCUGGAAAACAUCUGAAUCAUUUUAUAACCAAAGCCAGCUGCUGCACAAGUCAAUGCAUGCGUGUGAGUGAGUGUGUGUGUGUGUGUAUUCGUUUGUAUGAGGAAGAGGGAGAGAGUGUGAGAGUAUCUCUUCGCUUUGCUCUCCAAAAAGGAAGGAAAGAAAGGGGGGAAAAACGCUUGGACGUCUUUUUCUUUCUCUUCCCGAACCUUUUUUUUUUUUUUUUAGGAAUGAACGCCGAGACGUGCGUUUCAUACUGCGAAAUGACAUCCAUGGAUUCAUAUUAUAGCCCAUCUGCACCGCAAGGUAGGGAUCACCAGGCGAACCCUUUCAGGACAUUCCAGGCGAGUGACACCAAAUACAGCCCCGCUUUCCUGACCAACAAAGGUCAGGCGUUCGGGGAGAAAUCUGGGAGCCCGUUCCAGCAAGAGUGCCAGUCAUUGGAUGCCACUGCUGGGGAAGGCACCUUUAACAAAUACCACCUCUUCAUGCAGAGGUCCUCCUGCAAAACUCCCCCAGACAGCAGCAAACUCCAGCAGGACAGCGGACACAACGGAGGGCUCGUCGCGUGUUAUGGUAAAGACAGCACAGGGCUGACAGAUUCUGAGUUACCCCAAAACAGUGAUCCUGCAGGGAUGGAUGGCAGCUACCUCAGCGUAAAGGAGUCAGGAGUGAAAAGCCCUCAGCAGCCAAACUCAGAGCUGGCUUCUCCGUUAGACAAGGCUGAGGGAGAGAGCAACAAGGGCAAGAAAAGACGCAACCGUACCACCUUCACAAGCUAUCAAUUAGAGGAGCUGGAGAAAGUCUUUCAGAAAACACACUAUCCCGACGUCUACGCCCGGGAACAACUCGCACUGAGGACUGACCUGACAGAAGCUCGAGUACAGGUGUGGUUCCAAAACCGCAGAGCCAAGUGGCGGAAGAGGGAACGUUUCGGACAGAUGCAGCAGGUCCGGACACAUUUUUCCACGGCCUAUGAAUUGCCCCUUCUCACUAGGCCUGAGAACUACGCUCAGAUUCAGAACCCUUCUUGGAUAGGCAGCAGCAGUGCGGCAUCUCCGGUCCCCGGCUGUGUUGUACCCUGUGACUCGGUCACUUCCUGCAUGCCGCCUCAUCCACAUGCUGCUGGCGGAGUGUCUGACUUCUUGGGUGUGCCCAGUCCUGGAGGUCACAUGGGACAGACACACAUGGGCAGCUUGUUUGGGAAUCCAGGCAUGAGCACUGGCAUUAAUGGGUACGAUCUAAACAUGGACCCCGACCGGAAAUCCUCCAGCAUCGCGACCCUGCGAAUGAAAGCUAAAGAACACAGCGCAGCCAUCUCUUGGGCUACAUGACUCCCCCAAGAUCAGGACAUUAUCCCUCAACAAAUAAGAGAAGGAGCAAAUGUGAUCAUCGGUUAGCCACAAAAGCAUGACCUGGAAACAAGGAGAGCAUGGAUUGACAAAGAAAAGAAAAGUACUAGAAAUGCCAGGAGAUUUAUUUGCAUGUGAAGUCUAGAGAGACAACAGAAAAUCAGAGAUCAUAAAACUGAGAAUGUUCUGGCUUUGAAACAAGAAAGAAAUACAAGAAAGACUACAAACUUGACAUCUGAAUGCAUACAAGAAUUAAAUGAAAAAGAAAAAAUGAAUUGAAAAAAAAAAAACUGCACUUAUCCGCCACCAGUGUCCCAUUUGUAAACACACAUAAAUUGACCUAACGCAUCUGGCUUCGUUUUCAUCUCGGCAUAAUCAAAACCUGUUAAAUUCUUGUUCUGUCACAGACUCCUUUUCCAAAUAUGCCAUCUCUGCAAGUUUCUCUCACAGUAAAAACUUUCCUAUUGUAGGCUUCAUCCAAACAUAUAUGCAGCAGUAAUCGGGGGAAGCUGAACUUGCUUUUUAUAAUUUUAACUCCCCAUUGACAAAAUCCCUUAUUGAUCACACCUACAUUGAUUAGUUUGUCCAUAUUAAUUCUGUUGGUCUUGUAGAAAUCUACCAACAAUUUGAGAUAAGUACUCCUCUUCAAACACUUGAGCAAAAGUCUAUUAGGAGUUGCAUGUCAGGCAUGGUAGACUUAAGAGGACCAGAAAAGAAAGACAUAACUGUCCCACAGGUAACUAGGCACUCAAAGGAGGCUUCCACUUGCCUAGAUGAAUUGUGAUCCCCCCAGUACCAGUAGUCUCAGGGAAAAAACUAUGUCUAAUUACAGAUGGUAGACACUAUCCUCACUGCAAUCUAUCUUUCUUUUCUUUGCAACAACAUUUCAAUCUUUUUUUCUUGAAGAAAAAGUUGUUCUAAAGCUGUUUGGCAAGAUUUGACAGGCGCAUACUAGAUACAAAUCUUGGAUCUGUCAUACAGACUGUCCAACUGAUUGUCAAACAUGACUAAGAAAUAGAAUCUACAGAGAAUGAAGGAUAUAAAAAUAGUUUGAGAAAGUUUUCUUUCAUUGUGUUUUGAAAAUCAAGACACACUUGCAAACAUUGGUGCUUUACUUAACGUGUAACAUAUUACCUACAUGCAUAAUAUGCACGGUGUUGGGGCUGUCUGAAAUUUGAGCCAUGCUUCAUUAAUUUUUUUGGCAUAAGUCCCGCAUUGCACCAUCUCAUAUGAAACUAUCAACUUGCCAACCUGGGCAUCAUCCAGUAAGGCUCUGAUUGGGUGGAAGCAAUACUGGGCUUUGGCAUGUAAUCACUGACAUUCCCAUGCACAGAGGUGACAGAAAUAUAAAGCGAGCACUAUUGCAAGGUACUACGAGCUUUCUGCUUUUCCAGAGUCAGAUUUAGAUCAGGUACAAAGCUGUUUGAAAUCUGGAGACGAAUCCGAUACGUUCUGCCCUUUGGAGAAGCCAUUUCUAAUUUGUAAAUGAGAACCACAUUUCCUUUGCUUCAUUCUGCUGUGCGGCUUAUCUAGAUCCCUGGAGAUACUUAUAUACACACACAACUUUUUUAUUAUAAUACCAGAGCAGUGACUUACCUGGUUUGAGGGGGUCACAACAUGGACUCAAGUUCUGUUUUAGAACAGAAAACUAGGCUUGCAUUACUUUUAAACAAAAACUCAAAUGUAUAACGCACUGGAUGCAAUAUCAUGUUAAACCUUGUAAAAGAACUUCAUUGCCAAAAGUUAAUUAGAAAUCACCUGCUUACUGCAGCUCAGUCUCGUGCCCCAUGGCCUGGAUACAUGAUAUGUAAAAUGUAGGGGCUUCCUGAAGUUUGAGCCAUGCUUCAUUAAUUUUCUGGCAUAAGUCUUCAUUGCAUCUCAUGACUUAACGUAGCAAGGGACCUUCUAAAAAAGCUAGUGAGAAUGUUAAUGUGCUUAUCAUUAGAACUUAAACUAGUAAGUUGAUCUGUCCUGCACUGAAUCCAUCCACCAGAGCAACAGUUCAACCACCAAUCCUCACCAAUCCUCACCAUGAAGAGUUCUGCCAGUGCACAACUGUGAGUCCCGACACUCUCACUUUGUCCUUUAAGAGGUUGCUGAGAGGGUGAAGUGACUACACUGUUCCGGUGUUCUGGGAAAGGACAAUCCACACAGCUGUGCGCGGGAUAAAUGCAAAACAAACAUGCCUCGCACAUGCUUCCCCUUCAGCUGUCAUGGCUCUUCUUUCAAAGCCCCAUGCUGAACACGGCCUGGCCUGCUACCCCAGCCAAAGCAUCAGCCCUCAGCGACACUGAGUCAACGCACACCCGUGCUCUGAGGCAGACUUUUUAAUUAACACCGAGACAUCUGCAGAGAGGGAUUCUGUGACAGAACAGAGCAGUGUUUGCUUUGUGUUAGCCUAUCUUUAACUAUUGUGGAACCAGGAGGGGCGUCGAUGAAGCCCAGGUCAACACUUUCAUUAGUUUAUGUAGUAUCAGCACACAUAUACACUUCUGUAGAAUUAAACGAGCAAAUCUCUACAUAACAGAACACAAGUUAUCACAUUUGCUUUUGAUACUCUUGUACUUCACUCAAAGGUAAACACGUAAAAUGGUCAUCAAAACGGUUCUGCACAGAACCGAUUGUACAGUACACAAAGGAAAUGUUAAUUGUCAGACGGUACUUUGCAGAUGCCUAUGAGUUACAGAGAUUAUUAAUUCUCUGUCCCAUCUCCCAAAACUUAUACUACUGAAGUAGGCAUAUCCAAGUACUAGAAUAAUAUAAUGCUUUGUUUUAUGUGUGGUCGCAUGUAUGAUUUUCUUUGGAUUCCUUUCUUGCAUAUAAUACCCUUGGAGCCUUUCUUUUGUAAAAAUAUCCUUUUUAGAUAUAUAUUAUUUUAUGUGUGACUGAGGGUUUUUGCUUUUGUUGUAUUGUGGGUCUGGGGAUAAAAUGCGAUACAUUUGGGUUUUUGGUUUGUAAAUGAACUUAAAAUAGUUGUGUUGGCUUAAAGCUAAACGUAUGGCUUUUGAAUCAUUUUUAUUAUUUACUUUCAAGCUUGUUUAUGUUCUAUAUAUAUUGUGUGAUUUACAACCGUAAGUUAUUGCACUUACAUUUUUAAUUGUUUGAAUUGCUUCAAGAACACCUGAUUAGAGUGGAAUAGCACUAUAAAAUGCGGGGCUAAAACAAGUUGUACAAUUUGUUUAAACUUGGAACAAAUCUUGAUAAACUGUUCCUGGGACAUUUGACAAACUGUUCUCAGAGCCUGAUGUAACAGCCAUCUUACAUUAAGGACAUAGCGAAAACAUGAACUUCCUGUUGGCUAUGGACUGUGCUUUAAACUCGGCUUUCCUUUAAUGGGUUCAAAAAAACAUUUAAAAGUUUAACCAUUACAGGUGCUGGGUAUUCUACUAUGGAUGGUAAAUUUCAUUUGACAUUUUCUGUGUGCUCAUUUUUGUUUGUUUCUCUCAAUCCAGAUGAAUAAAAUAAUAAAAAACGGACUAA